This is a messenger RNA of Physella acuta, 2858 nucleotides long. RefSeq lists its product as uncharacterized. The record is from RefSeq and is a predicted model, not a curated record. NCBI's taxonomy places the organism in Eukaryota, Metazoa, Mollusca, Gastropoda, Physidae. Gene Ontology annotation, cellular component: cytoplasm.
AUCUUGUUAUUCGUGACUGUGAUAAAACUAAAUUUUAAAAGUUUUAGUAUAUAUGUAGAAAAGAUCGCAAUGAAUGUUGAACAUUGUACCAUCAGCUUAAACUGCAGCCACAAUGUUUUCCCCUGCACUCCUGACGUUGCUCCUUGUGGGCGCCAUAACUGGCAUGCCCGUCCAAGAGGACAUUUCUGGCACCAUCACAAUCAGCAUCCGAUCUGAGGAGGCCCAAAUUGCGGUAGGGGAAGAGGACAUCUCUGGUACCAUCACCAUCACCAUCAAGUCUCUGGAAGGAUGGAGCACAACCUCUAUCGUUCCCCAAGGAAUCCAGCAAGAAGAUUGGAGAGAUAUCCUUCAAACUGUUCUCUCAGUUGCAGGCACUGUCGCACCACUUUUACUUGGAAAGAAAGAACUCCAGCAAGAAGAUUGGAGAGACAUCCUUCAAACUGUUCUCUCAGUUGCAGGCACUGUCGCACCACUUUUACUUGGAAAGAAAGAACUCCAGCAAGAAGAUUGGAGAGACAUCCUUCAAACUGUUCUCUCAGUUGCAGGCACUGUCGCACCACUUUUACUUGGAAAGAAAGAACUUCAGCAAGAAGAUUGGAGAGACAUCCUUCAAACUGUUCUCUCAGUUGCAGGCACCGUUGCACCACUUUUAAUUGGAAAGAAAGAACUCCAGCAAGAAGAUUGGAGAGACAUCCUUCAAACUGUUCUCUCAGUUGCAGGCACUGUCGCACCACUUUUAAUUGGAAAGAAAGAACUCCAGCAAGAAGAUUGGAGAGACAUCCUUCAAACUGUUCUCUCAGUUGCAGGCACUGUCGCACCACUUUUAAUUGGAAAGAAAGAACUCCAGCAAGAAGAUUGGAGAGACAUCCUUCAAACUGUUCUCUCAGUUGCAGGCACUGUCGCACCACUUUUACUUGGAAAGAAAGAACUUCAGCAAGAAGAUUGGAGAGACAUCCUUCAAACUGUUCUCUCAGUUGCAGGCACCGUUGCACCACUUUUAAUUGGAAAGAAAGAACUCCAGCAAGAAGAUUGGAGAGACAUCCUUCAAACUGUCCUCUCAGUUGCAGGCACUGUCGCACCACUUUUAAUUGGAAAGAAAGAACUCCAGCAAGAAGAUUGGAGAGACAUCCUUCAAACUGUUCUCUCAGUUGCAGGCACUGUCGCACCACUUUUACUUGGAAAGAAAGAACUCCAGCAAGAAGAUUGGAGAGACAUCCUUCAAACUGUCCUCUCAGUUGCAGGCACUGUCGCACCACUUUUAAUUGGAAAGAAAGAACUCCAGCAAGAAGAUUGGAGAGACAUCCUUCAAACUGUUCUCUCAGUUGCAGGCACCGUCGCACCACUUUUAAUUGGAAAGAAAGAACUCCAGCAAGAAGAUUGGAGAGACAUCCUUCAAACUGUCCUCUCAGUUGCAGGCACUGUCGCACCACUUUUAAUUGGAAAGAAAGAACUCCAGCAAGAAGAUUGGAGAGACAUCCUUCAAACUGUCCUCUCAGUUGCAGGCACCGUCGCACCACUUUUAAUUGGAAAGAAAGAACUCCAGCAAGAAGAUUGGAGAGACAUCCUUCAAACUGUUCUCUCAGUUGCAGGCACUGUCGCACCACUUUUAAUUGGAAAGAAAGAACUCCAGCAAGAAGAUUGGAGAGACAUCCUUCAAACUGUUCUCUCAGUUGCAGGCACUGUCGCACCACUUUUAAUUGGAAAGAAAGAACUCCAGCAAGAAGAUUGGAGAGACAUCCUUCAAACUGUUCUCUCAGUUGCAGGCACUGUCGCACCACUUUUACUUGGAAAGAAAGAACUCCAGCAAGAAGAUUGGAGAGACAUCCUUCAAACUGUUCUCUCAGUUGCAGGCACUGUCGCACCACUUUUAAUUGGAAAGAAAGAACUCCAGCAAGAAGAUUGGAGAGACAUCCUUCAAACUGUUCUCUCAGUUGCAGGCACUGUCGCACCACUUUUAAUUGGAAAGAAAGAACUCCAGCAAGAAGAUUGGAGAGACAUCCUUCAAACUGUUCUCUCAGUUGCAGGCACUGUCGCACCACUUUUACUUGGAAAGAAAGAACUCCAGCAAGAAGAUUGGAGAGACAUCCUUCAAACUGUUCUCUCAGUUGCAGGCACUGUCGCACCACUUUUAAUUGGAAAGAAAGAACUCCAGCAAGAAGAUUGGAGAGACAUCCUUCAAACUGUUCUCUCAGUUGCAGGCACUGUCGCACCACUUUUACUUGGAAAGAAAGAGCUUCAGCAAGAAGAUUGGAGAGACAUCCUUCAAACUGUUCUCUCAGUUGCAGGCACUGUUGCACCACUUUUAAUUGGAAAGAAAGAACUUCAGCAAGAAGAUUGGAGAGAUAUCCUUCAAACUGUUCUCUCAGUUGCAGGCACCGUUGCACCACUUUUACUUGGAAAGAAAGAACUUCAGCAAGAAGAUUGGAGAGACAUCCUUCAAACUGUUCUCUCAGUUGCAGGCACCGUUGCACCACUUUUAAUUGGAAAGAAAGAACUUCAGCAAGAAGAUUGGAGAGAUAUCCUUCAAACUGUUCUCUCAGUUGCAGGCACCGUCGCACCUCUUUUAAUUGGAAAGAAAGAACUCCAGCAAGAAAAUUGGAUAGAUUUCCUUCAAACGUUAAACCCUUUUGCACCAGUCACUGUUAUUUCGUAGAAUCUGAACAUUUGCAUUUGCAAAAAAAUUAAUUUUCUGUUUAGAAAUUGUAGAAAUUUAAGAUUUUGAAUAUUGUUUCUUUCUAGAAAGGGCAGUGAUAUUAAUUUUUGGACCAUGUUGAAAAUAUGCAUAAUUCGUAUAAAUAAUAAAUUCUUCAAAAAUUACUAAAAAAGAAAUCCAACAAAAUAAAGUUUUCUUCUUUUUG